AAUGUAAUGGACGAACAGAAAGAGUUUGAGCCUAUUCAACAUUCUUUUGAAUACAGUGACAAGAAAAGAUGUAGAUCAAGUCCAGAAGAUUACUUUGCUGAGCUUCGAAACACAUUAGAAAUAUAA
Molecule: messenger RNA, 126 nt
Organism: Dentiscutata heterogama
Lineage: Eukaryota; Fungi; Glomeromycota; Glomeromycetes; Diversisporales; Gigasporaceae
Source: the annotation of a GenBank genome assembly